This is a messenger RNA of Salmo salar (Atlantic salmon), 666 nucleotides long. NCBI's taxonomy places the organism in Eukaryota, Metazoa, Chordata, Actinopteri, Salmoniformes, Salmonidae. The record is from RefSeq and is a predicted model, not a curated record.
AUGGGCAGUCAGGCCAACCAAGACCACCAACCACCCAGUCAGGCCAACCAAGACCACCAACCACCCCAAGUCAGGCCAACCAAGACCACCAACCACCCAGGCAGGCCAACCAAGACCACCAACCACCCAGGCAGGCCAACCAAGACCACCAACCACCCAGUCAGGCCAACCAAGACCACCAACCACCCAGGCAGGCCAACCAAGACCACCAACCACCCAGGCAGGCCAACCAAGACCACCAACCACCCAGGCAGGCCAACCAAGACCACCAACCACCCAGUCAGGCCAACCAAGACCACCAACCACCCAGGCAGGCCAACCAAGACCACCAACCACCCAGGCAGGCCAACCAAGACCACCAACCACCCAGGCAGGCCAACCAAGACCACCAACCACCCAGGCAGGCCAACCAAGACCACCAACCACCCAGGCAGGCCAACCAAGACCACCAACCACCCAGGCAGGCCAACCAAGACCACCAACCACCCAGGCAGGCCAACCAAGACCACCAACCACCCAGGCAGGCCAACCAAGACCACCAACCACCCAGGCAGGCCAACCAAGACCACCAACCACCCAGUCAGGCCAACCAAGACCACCAACCACCUCAGUCAGGCCAACCAAGACCACCAACCACCCAGGAGUACUUUUGCACAGUCAGCUUAA